AUGAGGAUGUGUGACAGAGGCGUCCAGAUGCUCAUCACCACGGUGGGAGCCUUCGCAGCCUUCAGCCUGAUGACCAUCGCCGUAGGCACCGACUACUGGCUCUACUCGCGCGGCGUGUGCAGGACUAAGUCCACGAGCGACAACGACACGAGCCGCAAGAACGAGGAGGUGAUGACCCACUCGGGGCUCUGGAGGACGUGCUGCCUGGAAGGAACCUUCCGAGGAGUGUGCAAGAAAAUCGACCACUUCCCCGAGGAUGCGGAUUAUGAGCAAGACACAGCCGAGUAUCUCCUCCGUGCCGUGAGAGCGUCCAGCAUCUUCCCCAUCCUCAGCGUGAGUCUCCUAUUCUUUGGGGGCCUGUGUGUGGCAGCCAGCGAGUUCUACAAGAGCAAACACAACGUCAUCCUCAGUGCCGGCAUCUUCUUUGUCUCUGCAGGUCUCAGCAACAUCAUCGGGAUUAUAGUCUACAUCUCAGCCAACGCAGGGGAUCCGGGGCAGAGCGACUCCAAGAAGAGCUACUCUUAUGGCUGGUCGUUCUACUUCGGGGCCCUGUCCUUCAUCAUCGCUGAGAUGGUGGGGGUGAUCGCUGUGCACAUGUACAUCGAGAAGCACCGCCAGAUCCGCGCCAAGUCCCAUUCGGAGCUGCUGAAGAAGUCGGCCUUCACCCGCCUCCCCCCCUACAGGUACCGCUUCCGCCGGCGGUCCAGCUCCCGCUCCACCGAGCCCCGCUCCCGGGACAUGUCGCCCGUCAGCAAGGGGUUCAGCACCAUCCCCUCCACCGACAUCUCCAUGUUUACCCUCUCCAGGGAUCCUUCCAAGGUCACCAUGGGGACGCUGCUCAACUCGGAGCGGGACCAUGGUUUUUUACAGGUCCAUAACUCCAUCCCCAAAGAGUUCAAGGAGUCUUUGCACAACAACCCGGCCAACAGACGAACCACGCCGGUCUGA
Molecule: messenger RNA, 948 nt
Organism: Colius striatus (speckled mousebird)
Lineage: Eukaryota; Metazoa; Chordata; Aves; Coliiformes; Coliidae
Gene: CACNG3
Product: calcium voltage-gated channel auxiliary subunit gamma 3
Exons: 4
Coding region: 1-948 (315 amino acids)
Biological process (GO): transmission of nerve impulse; neurotransmitter receptor internalization; positive regulation of synaptic transmission, glutamatergic
Cellular component (GO): postsynaptic density membrane; AMPA glutamate receptor complex
Molecular function (GO): voltage-gated calcium channel activity; channel regulator activity
Source: RefSeq, a predicted model, not a curated record